Messenger RNA from Halichondria panicea, 5363 nucleotides. RefSeq lists its product as uncharacterized. NCBI's taxonomy places the organism in Eukaryota, Metazoa, Porifera, Demospongiae, Suberitida, Halichondriidae. The record is from RefSeq and is a predicted model, not a curated record. The transcript has 19 exons. Bases 495 to 1292 code for a protein of 265 amino acids. Gene Ontology annotation, cellular component: membrane. Gene Ontology annotation, molecular function: monoatomic ion transmembrane transporter activity. Gene Ontology annotation, biological process: transmembrane transport; monoatomic ion transport.
GGUCACCACCAUCAGAGCUAAAGUAGUCUUAUAAUUAUUAGCAUGCACUGUACAUAUGCAUACUAACUAUAAUGAAAGCACCGCGGGUGCUGAUGCCUCGGUGGAGGUGCCAAAGCUACAUAACAUAAAACUACUAAUAGCUAGCUUUUUAUACACACAUUGAUUAUAAUUAUCAUGAUAACAUCUUUAAUUUUGCUGCAUGCAAUCAACCGAAUAGUGGGUAAUGAUCAACCAUGAUUGUUGUUAAAAACGAUCGAUGCCAAAAGUUAAAGUCUAAAAUUAUGGCAAGUCCAGCAGAGCCUUGCAGCUCUCUACUAUACUACCAAUAGCUAGUGUUCUAAUGCAGAGCUAACUACUAAGUAGAGUAGUAACACUCGGUGAACAAGUUUUGCUACGGACUCUUCUGAAAAGGCUGCAAUAGCAUUCCAAGCUGUGCAGCUGUAUCAAAAUAGGUCUAUCCAGGCCGGGGAUGAGGCAGCACAAAAGGCCAGACUAUGCUCCAUACAGUACUUUUCAAAUUUAUGGGCUGGAUCAGUGACACUUGUAAACAUGUCCACGAGGCGAAAUUCAGGAAGAUCAGGUGCAUCAUCAGGAUUUGUGAAUGCAGCUCCAAGGCAAUCAUCCACCCUGACACUGGUGAGAAGAUCUUCAUGCCGUUCAGAAUGUCUGACCAUUUAGAACAAUUACAGUUCUGUCUAGGUAUAGUUGAUUUUAUCAACACAUCUGAAAGCUCUACUGUUGUUCGGAAGGAAACCUUUGGUGAUGGCUAUGUGGUGGUGUACUGUUGGAAUAGUUCACAGUCCAUCUUUGAAGGAGAGGUAUCGCUCAUUAUCCAACUGGAUCCACCCACCACUGCUCCCACUACACCUCCAACGUCUGAUCCACAAACAGACCCACCUCCUCCUGAUAUUGAGUCCCUGCCAACAUCAGUUAUCGCUGGUUUGGUGAUUCUGCUAUUGCUUGUGGUCACCGCCGUUGGACCUGUCUUUGUGAUUUUAAGGAAACGGAAACGAAAUGAAGUUGAGGUUCCAGAGUCAGAUGGAAGAGUGGAUUGGUCAUCAACUUUUGCAGGGAUUGAGCAGCCCAACGAAGCUUAUGCUUUAGUACUCAAGAAGAACAUUACCUAUGAGCAGAAUGAGCAGACAAAGAAACCACGGAGACAGAGGAUCGAUGACUCACAAGCCCCGGCAGCAACAGAGGGAGAGUAUGAGAGCAUUGAGCCAGUUCAUUGGUACGAGGAUGUGUUGCCUCAGGGAAAAGCAAGUCGUGCAAAUUAUGUUAACAUUAACUGAAACUUAGUUUUACCCUACCAGAUUUUAUACAGCUUUUACUUUUAUCCCACAGUUACAUGCAAUUGUACAAUGUAUCACAAUAAUUAUUAUGAUUAUACAUCAUAGAUCUAACAUGUACUAUUGUGAUCUUUACCAGUCCCUUUAAUGUGCUAGAUAACAGUCCCUAGCCCUAUAUUCAUUUUCUACUACAUAGCCAGCUUGGCACACCUAUGCUUUGAUGGAUGAUUACACUAGUUUGACAUUCCUUCUGUUUGUGGGGACAUUCACCAUAGUUGUAAAAGCCCAGCAGUUUACAAUUGAGCCUGAGUCAGUGGUACAAGCCAAGGGAUUAUUGGCAGAGUUUGAGUGCCUGUCUCCUGGAGCAGUAGAUCAUCUUUGGUUUGUGAAUGGCAUAGGGUCUACAAGCCUUACAUCUGAAAUCAGAGUAGUUGAAGGAAGUGAAGGUCGUCCCUCUGUACUGACCAUCCCAGCUAGCUCACAGUUCAACAACAGUGUCGUUCAGUGUGCAGCAGUUUCACUGAGUGGUGCAGUGUUCUCAAGAAAUGCAACAUUGAUAUUUGAGCCUGUAAUUCUUGAGGUGUUGAAUGGUGAAACCAAAAUUACCGUCUCCGUAAUGAAUAAUUUCACUAUGAAUAACCUCGCCUAUCGUGUGGACAUCUCUUUGGUGCCUCUUGUCACCAAUGAGAUGGUUGCACUUUCUCCUCUAAAUGGGAUUUAAAAUCAAGUGCAGUUUAAUUAUAAACAACUUAAGAACCACACAGUCUGUGAUAUAUUCACCUUCACUGUAACUCCAAUUACUAGUGAGUCAGGAAUGGAAGGAAGGUCCAGUGAACCAGUCACUGGGUUCUUUACACAAGUAACAGAUAAUAACAAUAUCGCUCCCCCUGUCAGUCAGGGAAGAAAUGUGUUGAGGAAAAUAGUACAUCUCGGUGGUAUGGUACCCAACUGUACCAACUUCACCUCCUACCAAGUGACCUCUGACAUAUCAGAACCCAUCCAUAAAACCAUCGAAGACCCUCAAAUGAUAAGUGUGUCUCUCUUCCCACUGACCGGAUAAUCAACAUAUCUGUGACACUUACUUCGAUCAUGGGUGUGCGCCUCAUAUUCAAGGACAUGCUAAUCAGAACAACUGAUGUUCAAGAUUUGAGUGUGGACGUUUGCCCUGAAGGAAACUGUGCGAGCAUUGAGUAUGUUGAAGGUACCAUCUCUCCCAGAGCUCUUGUCUGUGUGAUAGGUGUAUUGUCUGACAACUCAUUGGACUUAGAAAGCAUAAGACUACUGCCAAUUCGACGGAAUAUGAGUGACCAUUUUAUCAUCCCGGUGGCUGUUAGUGGAAAUUACAGUGUGAUUGCAUUUGACCUUGAGAACAACAAUUUGAGUGUACCUAGAAUUCCUAUGUCUGUGGCGGCUGACGAUGAAACUAUGUUUUUGAGUAAUGAAUCUUUCACUGAACCAAAUUCUCCACCUAAUUCUGAGGGCAUCACUGUCACUAAACUAUCAAAUGGAAGUGCUGAAGUGACCUGCACUACCACUGGCCAGAGUUGUCUGGCAUUGUUUCAAUCUAAAACCUCUCCAACCUCUCUUGAUCCGAUCGUGAUGAUUGGUUUUAUUGAACCACCUAAUGACAGAACCACUGUCACUCUUAAUGCCACUUCCGAUGUUUAUGUGGUAUAGUGUACACUUGGAACAGUGAUUCUGGUGAGACCAUCUUUGAUGGGAAGGUAUCCUUCAUUAGUCAAUUGGAGCUACCAACUGGUCCUCCCCCUACACAAUCACCUCCUGAUACUACUGGAUCUCCAGUUCCAUCGCCCAUGAUAGUACUAAUAGCAGGUAUCAUAACCGUGGUCGUGGUACUGCUUCUCCUGAUAGUCACCGUAGCUAUUGUUGUAGCCGUGGUUAUUGUGAAGAGACAAAGAGUUGAGGUUCCGGAGUCAGAUGGAAUAGUGGAUUGGUCAUCAACAGUUGCAGGAAUUGAGCAGCCCAACGAAGCUUAUGCUCCAGUACUGACGAGGAACAUUGCUUAUGAGCAGACAAAGAAACCACGGGGACAAAGGAUCGAUGACUCACAAGCCCCGGCAGCAACAGAGGGAGAGUAUGAAAGCAUUGAGCCAGUUCAUGAGUACGAGGAUGUGUUGCCUCAGGGAAAAGCAAGUCGUGCAAAUUAUGUUAACGUUAACUGACAGAUUUCCACAUUAAUUUUUAUCCCACACAUUAAUUUGUAUACCGUAUAGCGGGAAAUUUUCACCGGUGCACAUUUUCACUAUUUGCAUGGCACAGAGCUCUCAGCAGAAAUGUUCAUGGGUUUAACUUUUAGUAUUCGCGGUUCAAUGCCAGGAAACUACACCCACCAAUAGCUUUGCAUGUGAAAUACCAUUAAUUGUUAGUGGCCCUGGUAUUAGAAGUAACUGUAACUGUAUAUGAUCGAAUGUGCAUGGUUUGAUCUACAUGUAUUGUGCAUUGUACGUACUUCACCAGAAUGGACAACUGAAACACACACACAAUUUACACCUUAAUAAUAGAGGAGUACUAUAUUUGCUAUCAAAGGUAUACCCCUCCGGUAGUGAUGUCAAUAAAACUGUGUACUAGACCUAUUAGACAGUUUGAAGAGGCUAUAAGACAGAUUUCCAUUUAAUUCAUCAUGUACAUGUACUAUACUGCGUGAACGCAACCUCACUCCAGCACUUCACUACUUCAGUGCCAUUUGCAUGACUGCAUGUGAAUAAUGUGUUACUUUACUGAGUGCUGCAGCGUGAGAAUUAGUUGUGAAUUCGAGCUAUUGGGUAGAGUCCUGUGAGUUGGGAAAAAUGACCUCUAUAUAAUUAUGAUGUCUUCUCACAAUGAUGUCCUUUGCCUGGUCUAAAGUGCAUAUAGCUAUACACUUCCUGUGUGCUGUAUAUGAUUAUCAUUUGUGUAGUCUACAGUGUAUGUAUGUCAUUCUGCUUAUUUUCAAAGAUGUGUAGAUGCUUCUAUAGCUAUCAGCAAGGGACAAAGGUUCCUGUAAAAUUAUUAUUAUGAUAAUUAUGCUUAUGGCGAAAGUCCCAACAUUCCAUUAAAUUUAUCUUUCUCCAGGACUGACUUAUUCGAAGAUGCAUCUGCCCAUUCAAGCGAUGGUGUGCACGGCAUGUUUUGGAAAGACUGGCCCUCCCAGCCUCCAUAGCACUCUUCCCACAAAUACGCCAGUUGUCAUGUGGAUGCAUGGGGUAAUAGCUGUCAGUAGCUGCUUGAAAUCAUAGAAAGCAUUGGUUUUCUACAGAUUGAUGUUACUAAUUUAAAGCCUGUAUUUCGAGAGAAGCCUUCAAGGUAGACACUGAAAACAUUACUGUAGAAUCGACUAGAACAACAGUAGAAUACAUACAGUGGUUUUAUAUUUGUUCUAUAGAGGAAGUGAUAUAAUUAUGUUGAUACUUUGCACUUAAAAGUUUUGGGACUGUACUCUGUACCAUGUAGUGGUAUUAGGUCAUACAUGCAUGAUGGUUGUGUAUAUAAGCAGGUAGUUGUGCACAUUUGCAAUCACAAAUAUUCUUCAAUUAACUUUUACUGAAGCUUCACCCAAACAUCCAAACAAGUUAAAAUGACUACUGAGCUGCAAAUGGAGGCUCCACCGGCUUACUACGCCACCCCUGCUACCACCAGCAGCACUGAAGCCCCUUUCAAAUCAAUAUGGGAAGAUCAACCAGCUGCUCAAAAAGUCACAGUCCCUCAGAGUAACAGCAGCAGCGAACCCGUCAACAGAUGCCUAAUAAUAUUUGCCCUCCUUUGCUGCACUCUCUUCGGACGAAUGGCCUCCUACUAUAACACACAGGCUGUGCUGCUGUACAAAAAUAGGUCCGUCCAGGCUGGGGAUGAGGCAGCACAUAAAGCUAAAGUGUGCUCCAUAUCUGCCAUUGUGGUGGGAACUAUUGUGCUCUUUGCUGCUAUCGGAGGACUUACUGCCUGGCUUGUCCUUCGGUUUCUUUAAACAUUUUUUGUGUAUGUGUUUUUACUCGUGUACUUUUAACUCCAUUUUCAUAUAACAUCCAUGUUUUUGGAGUAGUUAUUAAUUGUCAAUCGAUGGAAAUUUUGUCAAUAUAA